This is a messenger RNA of Strongylus vulgaris, 207 nucleotides long. The record is from the annotation of a GenBank genome assembly. NCBI's taxonomy places the organism in Eukaryota, Metazoa, Nematoda, Chromadorea, Rhabditida, Strongylidae.
AUGCUCGAAGCCUUUGCUCGUGAUCUCAACACUCAGGCUGCAUCUCCUCCAGGCGAUGAGUGGGAUAUACUUGGAGCAUCACUAAGUAUCCGCUUGAGAGAGCUGGCAGCUAGCGAUCGCGUGAAAGCUCAGGAAUAUCGUUUAGAAGUCGACCAAUUAAUUCUAAACAUCGGCAAAAGUAUCAUCGAAUGCUCACGGGCAAAAUGA